CCCAACACCAUCGACCUGGCGUCCUUAACUCCCACUUCAGCAUCUUCUUCUUCUUCUAUAGGCCAGUCGUUUUCCCAUCGCCGGCGACGAUCUUCAACUUCAAACGUACCGCAGAACCUGUCUCUGCAAGGAGCAGACAGUGAUUCGUAUAGAUCCCCAACCUCGCGCAGCGCGCAACCCCUCCCUCCAAUUCCAGGAACUCCGAACGCAGGGAGCCCGAACAAUUCUAUGUCACUCUCGCGCAGCCCCUCGCCAAGGCCUGGGGGCGGAUGGUCGAGUCCUGGACUUACCAACCCAUACGCCACGGUCAGUGGUCGGUCGAGUCCUACGAAGACAUAUGGCGUUAAUGGUGGACCAAAUACUGUGACCUGGGAAUCAGCCAAGGCCAAGAGCAACGGAGUCAAUGGCUACCCAUCGUUCUCGACGCAAGGCAAGGGCUUCAUCAAACAACAUAUGCGAAACUUAUCCGCUAGUUUACCACGGUUCAAUAUUGGGGCAGAAAAGAGCUAUGCAGAGAAGGAGAAGCUCGGGAGAGGACGGUGGAUGCUAAGAGAGGGGACCAAGCUUGCAAAGUUGAGGAUUCUUAUAUUGAAGACUAGCAGGAAAGCGAAGAUACGGUUUCUUAUUGUCACGGCCUUCAUUUUCAUGACCAUUCUUUUCUACAUGACACCUUUACAUUACUGGUGGCGCAGAUCAAAAAUCUUUGGGGGCGGCAAAAAGUUCGUCAUUAUACUCGCAGCGAAUCAAGGGGGUGGUGUUAUGGAGUGGAAAGGACCGCGGGAAUGGGCGAUCGAGCGGGAUAGUGUGAAGAACAAGAAAAAAUACAUCAAUAGAUGGGGAUACGAUCUGGAAAUCGUGGAUAUGAGCACGAAGAAACGAUACGCACAUGAAUGGAGGGAGAGCUGGGAAAAGGUAGACACGAUCCGGAAUUGCUUGCGAAAAUACCCCGAUGCUGAAUGGUUCUGGUGGAUGGAUCUCAAUACCUUCAUAAUGGAGCCAUCCUACUCCCUUCAAUCCCAUGUCUUCAAUGACCUCGCGAAAAAUACGUACCGCGACAUCAACGAGUACAAUCCGUUAAACAUAUCUCACCCCUUCCCCUCCGACCACCUCGACCCCGAGGCACGCAGCCCGGUCGGCGACGGCAAAGCCUCGUCCAUCAACCUCAUAGUCCCCCAAGACUGCGGCGGUUUCAACUUGGGCUCCUUUUUCAUCAAGCGCGGCGCCUGGACGGACCGCCUACUUGACGUAUGGUGGGACCCGGUUGGGUACGAGCAAAAGCACAUGGAAUGGGAGCACAAAGAGCAGGACGCCCUCGAAUUCCUCUACAUCAACCAACCGUGGAUCCGACCCCACACCGCAUUCAUCCCACAACGCAAAAUCAACAGCUUCCCCGAAGGAGCAUGCUCUGAAAAUGGAAAUGACACUCAAAUUCAUUACAGCGAGAAAGAUCGGGAUUUUGUGGUUAAUAUGGCGGGGUGUGAGUGGGGACGCGAUUGUUGGGGUGAGAUGUAUAAUUUCAGGGAACUGAGCAAUUACUUAAAUCGCACGUGGUGGGAGAGGUUCAAAGAGGAUCUUGUGGCGCUCAUCUGGUUCAAGAUCACAGGGCAGAAGAUCAAAAUCUGAAGCCCUUCGCCGC
Hyaloscypha bicolor E is the source of this 1636-nucleotide messenger RNA. RefSeq names its product glycosyltransferase family 34 protein. The record is from RefSeq and is a predicted model, not a curated record. Gene Ontology annotation, cellular component: Golgi membrane. The transcript is spliced from 3 exons. The coding region runs from base 229 to 1623 and encodes 464 amino acids. Gene Ontology annotation, biological process: protein N-linked glycosylation. Lineage: Eukaryota; Fungi; Ascomycota; Leotiomycetes; Helotiales; Hyaloscyphaceae. Gene Ontology annotation, molecular function: glycosyltransferase activity.